Lottia gigantea (owl limpet) is the source of this 429-nucleotide messenger RNA. RefSeq lists its product as hypothetical. Lineage: Eukaryota; Metazoa; Mollusca; Gastropoda; Lottiidae. The transcript is spliced from 2 exons. The record is from RefSeq and is a predicted model, not a curated record. Bases 1 to 429 code for a protein of 142 amino acids.
AUGGCGGCUGUGGGGGAUAAUGCUUGUUUGGACGGUGAAGACGAUCCAAAAAAUGGGGAAGACGGGCUUGUUAAUUUGUGCAAAAAGAAUGGCAUUAACCACACUUGUUUCUUAGGCGAUAAUUUCAGAGAUUCUGUUGAAGCUCGGAUUAUGAAAGUUGAGAAAUUAACUCGAUUGAAUGGGACAUCCAAAUCACAUUCUUUGCUGCAAUCCGGUGCUUCAUUCACAAAACCAACCCUCCCAACUUUGCGAUCUCGGAAAGAAAAAGUUUCUCCGGAAAUUUGUAGGAGGAAAAGAAGAUCGUCGAAGCAUGAAAGCCCAGAACAGAAAGAUAUAUUUAAUUCAUUAUUAAUGGGAAUAGAACAGGCUUUCAAAUCAGAAAGAAUUGAAAAAUAUAAUUGUCUACCUAGAUUAAUGCUAAAUGUUUGA